Thunnus maccoyii (southern bluefin tuna) is the source of this 1174-nucleotide messenger RNA. RefSeq names its product low affinity immunoglobulin gamma Fc region receptor II-like. The record is from RefSeq and is a predicted model, not a curated record. Gene Ontology annotation, molecular function: transmembrane signaling receptor activity. Bases 28 to 1125 code for a protein of 365 amino acids. Gene Ontology annotation, biological process: cell surface receptor signaling pathway. Lineage: Eukaryota; Metazoa; Chordata; Actinopteri; Scombriformes; Scombridae. The transcript has 9 exons.
GUUGAACACAAAUCAUUGAGCAGGAAAAUGAGGGAAACAUCUCUGCAGUCUCUGCUCUUUCUGAGCUCACUGCUGUGCUGCACAACAAACCAAGCCUCUCUGACUGUGAGUCCCAGCAGCUCUCAGCUGUUUAAAGGACAGUUUAUGUCUCUGAGCUGUGAUGACGACAGCUCUGCUGGAUGGAUACUGAGGAGGAACACAACCAAAGAAACCAGAGCUGAGUGUGAUGACUGGGGAGAAGCAGCUGGUUCCUCCUGUAGGAUCACUGUAACAACCCACUGGGACAGUGGAGUUUACUGGUGUGAGUCCAGAGAGGGAGCAACCAGUAACAGCAUCAACAUCACUGUCACUGGUGGAUCAGUGAUCCUGCAGAGUCCUGUCCUCCCUGUGAUGGAGGGAGAUGAUGUCACUCUGCACUGUAAAACAACGACAUCUAACCUUCCAGCUGAUUUCUAUAAAGAUGGCUCCCUCAUCAGGACUGAGCCUGCAGGUCACAUGACCAUCCACCAUGUUUCCAAGUCUGAUGAAGGCCUCUACAAGUGUCACAGCAGCAGUCAUGGAGAGUCUCCACCCAGCUGGAUCACUGUCACAGGGAAACCCACCACCACGUCUCAACCUACACCGCCCUAUACUUCACCUCCCUCCUCCACCUCUCCUCCUUCAUCAUCCACCUCUCCUCAUCUCCCUGUGUUGUGGUCUGUUCCAUCUGUCUGUGUUCUGGUUUUACUGGUUCUACUGGUUCUACUGGUGAGACGAUGUGUUCGGAGGAAACCUAAAGCUGCUGAAUUACAAGUUGAAGAAGAUGACAUUACAUACAGUGACAUCAAAAUAUUGCGUCACCAACAACAGCCAAUCAGACGGAAUAGAGAGAGAGAUCCAGCUGCAGUUUACUCAGCAGUGAAAACAACAGAAGAUGUCAAUUAUGGACAAAUAGUCAUCAAAUCAAACAAGAGGAGAGAGAGAGAUCCAGCUGCUGUUUACUCAGCAGUGAAAACAACAGAAGACGUCAGUUAUGGACAAAUAGUCGUCAAAUCAAACAAGAGGAAAGCGUGUCCACCAGAGCCAGAGGUUGUCUACUCUUCACUGAGGAAGACCUCCACAUCUUCACACCAGUCCAACCACUGAUGUCCAGCUAGCCUGUUACUGGUCUCCAGAGCCCCUCAGGCAGCAGUAC